GCUUCAGAGUCCUCCGCGAUCAAAAUAAUAGAAUAAAAAUAAAAAUACCUCCACCCAAGUAGAGAGAGAAAGUGAGAGCGCUCCCCGAGAGAGAGAGAGAGAGAUUCUUACAGCGAGCUCCUCCUCGUGGUCGCGGGAGGUCCCGACUCCGGCGAAUAUCUCCGGCGCCGGCGACUGAGCGAUCGCCGGAAACCACCUCGGCUGCGGCGGAGGUGAGGGAUUGGAGGGCUGAGAUCUUCCCAAACCCCGUUCUGCUAGGGUUGAUGGGGUUUUCUCUGUUCCCGAUGAAGACCUCGACGAGACUCCUGUGGAGCACCAGCUUCUUCCGCCACAAGGUCCACGUCUUCUUCUAAAAGCCCCAACCCUCGAUCGAUCCACACGAAGCAAGUUGUGUAUAUACAUAGAUACGUUUACAGUACGACAAGGUGAGAUUGGAGAGGGAGGUUUCUCUCUCUAGGGUAGCGGAAGAGGAGAGGCAAAUCUCGCCGGGGUUCGCGCCGCUUUCGAAGGCUUAGUGUUCGCCAUGGAUUCCGGCCAUUUGAUCUUCGAUUCCUCCACCACUCAGCACGGUCAGAUGCUCCUCUUAGGCGGGGGGAAUCCGAUCUUCCGAGGGGCGAGAUCGGUGCUGGGAAUAGAGGAAGGGGGGCGGAGCAAGCGGCCCUUCUUCACCUCCCCGGACGACCUUCUGGAAGAAGUGUACUACGACGAGCAGCUUCCGGAGAAGAAGCGCCGCCUCACUCCCGAGCAGGUGCACCUGUUGGAGGUGAGCUUUGAGGAGGAGAACAAGCUGGAGCCGGAGCGGAAGAGCGAGCUGGCGCGGAAGCUGGGGCUACAGCCGCGGCAGGUUGCGGUGUGGUUCCAGAACCGCCGCGCCCGCUGGAAGACGAAGCAGCUCGAGCGCGACUUCGACCGCCUCAAGUCCUCCUACGACUCCCUUCUCGCUGACCACGACUCCCUUCUCAAGGACAACCACCACCUCCGCGCCCAGAACAAACAGGUGAUCUCGUUGACCGAGAAGCUCCAGGCGAAGGAGGCGGAGGCGGCGGCCGCCCUGGGCCUGAAGCCGGAGGAGAAGGCGCCCGGAUCGAAUUUAACUGAACAAACCUCCACGGCGACAGUCGCGGCUCUGGACGCGCCGCCCAAGGCCGAGGACCGGCUGAGCUCUGGGACUGGUGGGAGUGCGGUGGUGGAUGGCGAGGGGGCCCACCACGGCCUGGUCGUCGACAGCAGCGGCGAUUCCUACUUUCCAGAGGAUUACCCGUGCAUCGCCCCCGUCGACGGCGGGGUCCAGUCCGAAGAGGACGAUGGGGUCAGCGACGAGGGCUGCAGCUACUACGCCGACACCGUGUUCCCCGCGGAGCACCACCACGACGGUCAACAGGACCACAACCACCACCACCAGGCGGCGGAGGAGGACGAGGCCCAGCUCGAUUGGUGGGUUUGGUAAUAAUCGCGAAUUAUAUAAGGCAAAUUGGAACUAAAUGCAAAAUCUAAACGUAUUAAUCGUCCCCUCUUCGUCUUCGGUUUGCUGCGCUUUUCUUCUUCUUCUUCUUCGUCUUCUUCCACUCCCUCUCCCUCUUCCCUACUGAUCCUGUCACCUGUCACUCGUCAAUUUCCAAGUGUUUAUGAGUAAUAGUAUGGCUACGUGUGUACUUAAUUGUCCAUGUAGUUGGGUAUUUAUAAUAUAUAUAUAUAUAUAUAUAUAUAGGAAUGGUGGGAAUAAGAGUUUUUAGAGUAAAGGAACUCUCUCUAUGCUGUCUGGUGUUGUUGGUGUUAUCUGUCAUCGCACUGUGAGAAGUAAUGCUUGUUUCCGUUGCUGAUUAGUUAUUCUCUUUGUGGAAUUGUGUUUUUACUGCU
Molecule: messenger RNA, 1857 nt
Organism: Ananas comosus (pineapple)
Lineage: Eukaryota; Viridiplantae; Streptophyta; Magnoliopsida; Poales; Bromeliaceae
Product: homeobox-leucine zipper protein HOX16-like
Exons: 4
Coding region: 524-1447 (307 amino acids)
Biological process (GO): positive regulation of DNA-templated transcription
Cellular component (GO): nucleus
Molecular function (GO): DNA-binding transcription factor activity, RNA polymerase II-specific; sequence-specific DNA binding
Source: RefSeq, a predicted model, not a curated record